AUGAGAAAGCAUACAAACAAGAUAUUUAAAAAGAUAGUUGCUAGAACUGGCCCGACCUCUCCCAUUGUUGCUGAUCGAAGCUCUUUACAUAAUAAAAUACCUCCGAAGAAGCUUAGAAAGAGUAAAAUUAAAUUUGAGAAGCAGGGCUCGAGUUACACUGUAUUCUCAAAUAACUCUGCUUUUACAUCGACAAGGGAGAACCAGAAAAUACAGUCUAUUCGUAAUAAAAAGGAAAGUAUUCGCUCUCCUGGAAAGAUAAAUUUUCACCAACUUGAUGAUGCAAGCGAUCCCCAUAUUGGGCUUCCAAAUUCUAACGGAGGAAGUUUUCUUUCGGUGAAGACGCCUACUACAAAGGAUGCUAGAAAUUGGGAAACCCACAUUGAAGACCUAAAGAACACAGAUCGUCAGAAGAAGUCGAGGCAUAGUAAAAAUACAACUUUGAUGAAUGGGAAUACUCCUUAUAGCAUUUUUCUGAAUGUUCAGCCAAAUAUUAGUAUUGUCAGAGGGAAAGAUGGUGGUGAUAAAUCAAACAUCACCAAAGCUGAUUACCGUAGGAGCUUAAUGAAAUAAUAAGCGGAGGUUAUAAGAAAAUAGUAAUCUUAUGUCUCAAAAUAUGUUGCAAAAAGAUGCUUCAGGCAAACUUCCUGAUUUGAGAAAACAUCAAGAUUUUCAAAGAGGCAAAUCAGCUGCACGAAAAAGAAGAGUAUUCUCUCCUAAUGUAACUGGGAACAGGAUGAGAUCUAUCGAAUCAUUUAAUUCUCCACAACCACCUCGGACUAAGAAAAGUAGAAUGGUGCAAAAUAAUCCUUCGUACAAUACCAGGAGGCCUAAAAUAAAAUAAGAAAUCAGGACAAGGACUCCAGAAAAAUUUUAAGAAUUCUCAAUUAAUCACCUUCGAUCUUUCCAAAGCGAAAGAUAUUAAAUAAGAUGAGAAAGUUAGUAAAUAUGCAAGAUAAGAUCAAGAAUGUCAAACUGACACCGCUCAAAGGCGGAACCAUCCAAAAUAUGGCAAAUAUAAGGAAGAAGGUUAGCACGAACAAGAAAUUCAGUUCUACCACCAACAACACAUUCAAUAAUUUCUCAAGCACGAAGUCUAGAAUCAGAGUAAACUCAAUUAAGAAGACAAUUAAGCAAAGGCAGAGAAGGUUGAAGAUGGAGAAGACUCAGUCAGUCCCACAGGGUAAAACACCUCCUAAGUUAAAACACAGAAUCGAAGAGGAUAAGUACGAUAAAGACAAAUAUGAAGAAGACAUUAAGGAUGACUCACUGGAAACUUCAAGGUAGAAUGUUCAGCUAAACUGUAGUGUAUCUUCGAUAGACGACUUUGAAA
This is a messenger RNA of Moneuplotes crassus, 1330 nucleotides long. Lineage: Eukaryota; Ciliophora; Spirotrichea; Euplotida; Euplotidae. The record is from the annotation of a GenBank genome assembly.